Xiphophorus maculatus (southern platyfish) is the source of this 2072-nucleotide messenger RNA. It is a transcript of the gene cdc50c, whose product is annotated as cell cycle control protein 50A-like. The transcript is spliced from 7 exons. Bases 123 to 1184 code for a protein of 353 amino acids. Gene Ontology annotation, biological process: phospholipid translocation. Lineage: Eukaryota; Metazoa; Chordata; Actinopteri; Cyprinodontiformes; Poeciliidae. Gene Ontology annotation, cellular component: plasma membrane; Golgi apparatus; endoplasmic reticulum. The record is from RefSeq and is a predicted model, not a curated record.
UGCUGUGUGUGUGUUUGAUUGCACAUAGGUGGAUAUCACUGAAGUUAAAAAAGAAAAACAAACAGGAAAAGAAGACAGAGCGUCGUCUUCUUGGUUGCUGUUUUCAGCCGUCGUUCCCACUCAUGGGGAAAACCAAAGACAAGUCUGGGCCUCUGGCUCGGAGGCCGGACAACUCGGCUUUCAAGCAGCAGCGGCUCCCCGCCUGGUCUCCCGUGCUAACCGCCAACACUGUGCUGCCUUUCUUCUACCUGCUGGCUGUGAUAUCCAUGCUGCUCGGAGUGUGGCUGCUUCUCCUUGUACAGAGCACGCAGGAAAUAAAGCUGGACUACACCGAUCUGGGAAACUGUAAUGAGUGUUUCGACCUGCGUCGAAAUGUGAGCAACGCAGCGCAGACCUGCAGCUGUCGGGUGGAGUUUUCAAUUGACAAAACAUUUAAGGGCGAUGUCUUUUUCUACUACGGUCUCAAAAACUUCCAUCAGAACCUACGCAGGUACAUGGACUCCAGAGAUGACGGACAGACGGUGGGAUGGAUAAAAAAGUUAAAGAACCCAAGUACUUAUUGUGAGCCGUUUGCAAAAGAUGAGGACGGAGUCCCCAUUGCUCCCUGUGGAGCGGUCGCCAACAGUAUGUUCAACGACUCCUUCACCCUGACCUAUCACUCCUCCAGCGGCCGUCGUGUUCCUGUUCCUUUGCUGCGGAAGGGCCUCACCUGGUACACAGACAAAAACGUCAAGUUCCGCAACCCAAGGACGGACAAUCUAACUCUUGCUCAGGUGUUUGAAGGUACGAGACAGCCUCUGUACUGGCAGAGGCCUGUAUACAGUCUGGACCCACAUGACCCGAACAACAACGGUUUUAUUAAUGAGGAUCUGAUCGUCUGGAUGAGAGAGGCAGCUUUCCCCAACUUCAAGAAGCUUUAUGGGAUUUUGAAUAGAGCAGACGCCAACUUUGAAAAAGGGCUUCCGAGGGGAAACUACAGCAUCGAUAUAUCCUACAACUUCCCUGUGCAGCACUUCAAGGGCAGAAAGGAAGUGGUGCUGACCACGCUGACCUGGUUCGGAGGCCAGAACCACUUCCUGCCGAUUGCUUACCUGGUAACCAGCAGCCUGAUCCUGCUGAUGGCCGUCGUCCUCACCGUGGCCUGGUGGAAGUUCGGAAAGGAUGGGAAGAACAUGAAGGAAUGAGGCAUCGAGGCGUCAAGAUGCUGAGGACUGAGACUGAUGAAGGAAUGAGCCGAUACUCAUGCUGCUGAGAAGGUUCGCAAACCAGAGAUGGGGGAGACAAAGUGAAAAAAAUUCAUGGAGUUUUAAUGCCAGUUUAAAAGAGCUAUCAACUAGUUUAUCCAUUUGCUUUGUUGUGCAAAUGUUAUAAACUAGUUGUUUUAAGAGGAAGUAGUCAUGCUGCAUUUUAGACCGUAGCGUUUUUUUAUUUAAAGACGUCACAUUAGGGCCAUGCUAUACUGGAGACAAAGGUGUCGUAACAUGGAGUUUUUCACAUCUUUUUGCUAAAGAAAGUUAAGUAAUUAAAGCACUUAUUCUGUUGUAUGUUUUAAAGAAAAAGAGUAAUUUGGGAGAUGUGAAUUGUGUAUUUAGAAUAAAGUCUAAAGGAUUAGAGUUAAACUGAAAAUCCUAGUUUCUAAGAGAUGAGCUGAUGACUGGUCCCAAUUUUUCAGCGGUCAGAAAUAAAAGUAAAUAAUUUUUUUUCUUUCAGUGAACACAUCGCUAGCUGUGAUUUUCAAACUGAUGCACUAGAAUCUCACCGUUUAAGGAAAUAUUUCUGUCCAAAAACUAUACUGAACUUAGUACGUUUUUUUUUUUUAACUGAUAUGUUAUGUUCAGAGUAUAAAUAUAAAAUUAAGUAAUUUUAUAAACUUGUUGGCUCUUUGUGCAGAAACUCUUGUACUGUGAAAGGUAAAACUUUUCUUGUAAUUAAGGCUGACACACCAGGUGCUUUUUAAUUUAUUCCAAAGUGCAGAACCUAAUUGUUUGUUUUGAAAUAAACACCAAUUCAUAUUAGAAAAUUCUACAAAGAAACUCUUAUGUGAACUUUUAAAUAAACGUACUACAUUUUGA